GUGGCCACAGCAGGAUACUAAACAAUAUUAGAGGAAACCAACUUAAGACCUAUAAUUUCCACAGAGCUGGUUGGAAAAGCAGUUGUCCACUGCCUUCCUGUUGCAGCAUGGCAUUUGAACUUGAUGUUCUCUGCCUGGUACUAUGGGCAAUAACAGGUUUCAGUUGUGAGCAGUGCAGAGAAGGAGCCACAUACUCAGGUGCUGUAAUCUCACCCAAUUUAGAAACCACUAAAAUCGUGCGAGUUCCUCACGCUAUGUCGCUGUCCGACUGCAUCGCAGCGUGUUGUGACCUCUCUGCUUGUGACUUGUCCUGGAUGUUCGAACGACGCUGUUACAUCGUCAACUGCCAGAGCAAAGAGAACUGUGAACCUAAAAAAAUUGACACUGUAAAGUCCUACCUUACUUUUGUGCUGAGGCCUUCUCAGAGGCCAGCCUCAUUACUGGGAUUUGGGCAAGUGAUCCCAAGCAUGGUUCACUCUGUGGGGCUCCAGAUUGAGCCAUCUGAGGUGAGUAGCCUGAAGGAGCUGUCUCUGCUCGGCAAAGAUCCCAGCCUUGAGGAGAUACCUGAAUAUAUUGACGAUUAUAAAGAGUUGGAGCAGGACCCCUUUCAGGUGAACAUCAAACAUGGGCAGAAAGAGAGCACAGAUUAUGCUGAGUGGGGCCUCAUGGUGGCAGGUGAAAACGGCUUUAACUCUUCUGUGGGUGAUGAUAGAGAUAACCAGGAAGACUUUGCUGCAAAGAAAGGGGCAGCUGAGAAGGUGGAAAGACUUCUGAAUAAAACCAUCUCUGAACUGAACUCUGUGACUGAGCACUCUAUAGAGAGGUUGUCAUCCCUCCCAGAGAUUACACCAUUCCCUGGGAAGACAUUUGAAAGUGAAGCCGCUGUUCAACUACUUGCACAACCUGCUGAUGCUUUGCCAAAAGAGGCUGCUACACCUUCCCCUUCUGCAGACAAACUGGAUUUCUCCCCAGGUGUGUCAGAGAAAACCCAGACUCCCACAGUGGCCCCUGAGAAUGCCACUGAAGGUGGGAUCACACUGCUUCCCACUAGUACUGUGCCAUCUGAGCUCACACAGCAAUUCACAGCACCCACUGCUGCUGCUAAAGCAGAUACAGUGAAAGAACUUGUUGUGUCUGCUGGAGAUAACAUACAAGUGAUGCUACCCAAAAAUGAAGUUGAACUGAAUGCCUUUGUUGUCCCACCACCACCUACAGAAACAGCCUACGCUUAUGAAUGGAGCUUAAUCAGUCACCCUGCUGACUAUGGUGGUGAAAUGGAGCGCAGGCACAGCCAGACCUUGAAGCUCUCUCAUUUAUCAGUGGGACUUUAUGCCUUCAAAGUGACAGUUUCUGGUGAAAAUGCCUUUGGUGAAGGUUUUGUAAAUGUCACAGUCAAACCAGCAGUCAGAGUUAACCAGCCACCUGUUGCCAUUGCUUCACCCAAAGCACAAGAGAUUUCUUUGCCUACAACUUCUACCUUCAUUGAUGGCAGUCAGAGUAUGGAUGAUAUGAAGAUCGUGAGCUACCACUGGGAGGAAAUUAAAGGUCCUUUGAGGGAGCAGAAGGCAUCUGCCGACACAGCUGUCUUGCACUUGUCUAACCUUGUUCCUGGAAACUACACUUUCAGACUCACAGUGAUUGAUUCGGAUGGAGCAGCCAAUUCCACCAUUGCAUCUCUGACUGUCAACAAACCAGUGGAUUACCCACCCGUUGCUAAUGCAGGACCUAAUCAGGCUGUCACCCUGCCACAGAACUUCAUCACACUGAAUGGAAAUCAGAGCAGUGAUGACCAUGAAAUUGUCAGCUAUGAGUGGUCACUCAGUCCUAAAAGCAAAGGCAAGGUUGUAGCAAUGCAGGGAGUGCGGACGCCGUACCUCCAGUUAUCUGCAAUGCAGGAAGGGGAUUAUACCUUUCAGCUGACUGUCACAGACUCUGCAAGGCAGCGGUCCACAGCUGAGGUCACACUGAUCGUACAGCCUGAAAAUAACAGUCCUCCAGUAGCAGUGACUGGACCUGACAAGGAAUUGACCUUCCCGGUAGAAAGUACUACCCUGGAUGGAAGCAAAAGCCAAGAUGACCAAGGCAUUGUGUUCUAUCAUUGGGAAAAUGUCAGUGGGCCCAGCUCUGUGCAGAUGGAAAAUAGCGACAAAGCAAUAGCAACUGUGACUGGUCUGCAGGUUGGCACCUAUCGCUUCAGACUGACCGUGAAAGACCAGCAGGGCUUAAGUAGUGCAUCUGUGCUAUCGAUUACUGUGAAAGAAGAAAACAACAGGCCACCCCGAGCGCAUGCUGGUGGGAAGCAUGUUCUAGUGCUUCCAAAUAACUCUGUUACCUUGGAUGGCUCAAGGUCUGCUGAUGACCAAGGGAUUGUGUCGUAUUUGUGGAUUCGGGAUGGUCAAAGCCCAGCAGCUGGGGAUGUGAUCCAUGGCUCAGAUCAUGAGGCAGUACUGCAGCUGACUAAUUUGGUGGAAGGAACCUAUACUUUUCAUUUGAAAGUGACUGAUGCCAAAGGAGACUCAGAUAUUGAUUCAGCCACAGUUGAAGUGCGGCCUGAUCCCAAAAGGAGUGGUCUGGUGGAGCUGAUCCUGCAAGUUGGAGUGGGACAGCUGAGUGAACAGCAGAAGGACACCCUGGUGCGACAGCUGGCUGUGUUGCUGAACGUUUUGGAUUCAGAUAUCAAAGUUCAGAAGAUACAAGCAUAUUCAGAUAUAAGCACUGCAGUUGUGUUCUAUGUGCAAAAUGGGCAUUCUUCCAAGGUGAUCAAGGCAUCGGACGUCUCACAAACUCUGCAUGUGCAGCUUCUGAAAGAGAAGGCUGACUUCCUGCUGUAUAAAGUCCUGAGGGUUGACACUGCUGCCUGUCUUUUAAAAUGCUCUGGACAUGGACGCUGUGACCCCAUAACAAAGCGCUGCAUUUGCUACCAUCUGUGGAUGGAAAACUUGAUUGAUCGUUAUUUAAAUGAUGGAGAGAGCAAUUGUGAGUGGAGUAUACUCUAUGUGACUGUAUCUGUGUUUAUUUUGAUUGUGGUCAUGGUAGGACUUGCCUGGUUCUGCAUCUACUGCUGCAAAAGCAGAAAGAGGACAAAGAUAAGAAAGAAAACAAAAUAUACUAUCCUUGAUAACAUAGAUGAGCAGGAAAGAAUGGAGCUACGACCUAAAUAUGGUAUAAAACACAGAAGUACAGAACACAACUCCAGCCUGAUGGUCUCUGAGUCAGAGUUUGACAGUGAUCAAGACACGAUCUUCUGCAGAGAAAAGAUUGAAAGAGAGAAUCCUAAAACUCUCAUAAAUGGAUCCAUAAGAAAUGGAGUUUCCUUCAACUACAGCUCCAAAGACAGAUAAACUGAAUGAGGGUCAAAAUACAGCACAUGCUGGCCCAACUCUGUUUCUCCAGAGCCAAAAGCUUCCUGAAAUACAACCAAUUGCAGAUAAAAGGGUAAAUUUCUGGCACAGUUAGGGGAAAGAAGGAUGGUCAGCCAACUCCUCUUGACACCAUUUAUUAAAAUAAGGAAAAGCACAUUUAUUUAUUUCCCUUUCCAUGCUGAAUGUUUGUCUGAACCUUGGAAGGACUUUUUUUCCUGUAUCAUUGCUACAGAACCAGAUAGGCUGUUAUGCUACUAAUGAUGGUAACUGAGAUACAUACACAUUUGUGUCAUGGAACCCAAAAGCAGCAAGUGGAACAGGAAGCUUCUCAUGUUACAAUCUGAACUUCAGGACCCAUAAUACUUUGCUCCAGCCAGCAUUUUGAUUUUGAAGCUGGCAUGAGGCAGAUGGUUUUGAAUAACAGCAGCAAAUAUUCAGCUUAGCCCAUGACACCUGUGCUCCUGUUUCUGUCUCAGAGAAUACAGUGAUUGUGACCUGACCUGAAGCAGUGAAAGCCAGUAUGGAUUGUCCUGGUUUCACAGUCUGUCGUCCAAGUGAAUCAUACACACACAGAGAUAGGAGGAAAAAUAACACUCAAUAAAACCCUGGGUUGAGAUAAGGAGUUUAAUCAGAUGAUGUGAUGCACAAUUACCUUGGGCUGUUUUGCAGAAAAGCACAGCAGAAGCAGCAGCGGAAGCCAGCGAUAAAAUGCCCCCCCCACCCCCUCAAGCACACAUCCAGCCCAGCAGAAAAGACAACAGCCUAAAGCUGGAAACGGGAAGCCUCUGAACUUCAAGCACCAUGAUACUUUGCUCUAGCCCACUUUGAUUUUGAAGCUAAUAUGGUACUGAAUACUCAUCAGCAGAUGCAACUCAACCCAUGACAUAGAUAAAUUCUCUUCUAACUACAAAGACCUAUAUGUGACCAGAGGCUCCUUCUUUAUUUUCAGUUUAGACUUGGAACACAGAGAGAGCAUCUUUAGUGCACUGUGCUUAUCUCUGACUGUGCUUUGUGACUUUCUUUUCUAGGGUAAUGCUCAUCAGAUGGAAAUGUCUUUGUUUUCAAAGGAAUUUUACAAUUAGCACUUGCACUUAAAUCACCUGUAAAGUAACAUCAUGCAUCUGUGUCCUGUAGGAUGCAAUGUUUGCUGUAUUUGCAUAGAAAGUAUGGUGCCUGCAGGGAAGUCCAGUCCAGUCUUCUGCAAUGAUGAAGGUACUUUGGUUCUCUAAGGUCAGCUAUGCCCAGGCAGAGACCAAUAGCAGAUAGGUGGGACUUAGUGGAACUGCC
Messenger RNA from Dryobates pubescens (Downy woodpecker), 4649 nucleotides. Its product is annotated as KIAA0319 ortholog. The record is from RefSeq and is a predicted model, not a curated record. Gene Ontology annotation, biological process: negative regulation of dendrite development; neuron migration. Bases 108 to 3341 code for a protein of 1077 amino acids. Gene Ontology annotation, cellular component: plasma membrane; cytoplasmic vesicle. The transcript has 20 exons. Lineage: Eukaryota; Metazoa; Chordata; Aves; Piciformes; Picidae.